This is a messenger RNA of Ramularia collo-cygni, 1401 nucleotides long. RefSeq names its product related to Ribosome biogenesis protein ytm1. The coding region runs from base 1 to 1401 and encodes 466 amino acids. The record is from RefSeq and is a predicted model, not a curated record. Gene Ontology annotation, molecular function: protein binding. The transcript is spliced from 2 exons. Gene Ontology annotation, cellular component: preribosome, large subunit precursor. NCBI's taxonomy places the organism in Eukaryota, Fungi, Ascomycota, Dothideomycetes, Mycosphaerellales, Mycosphaerellaceae. Gene Ontology annotation, biological process: ribosome biogenesis.
AUGGCCGAACAAGCUGCAACCCAUCACUCGACGCAGGUGAGAAUUCAUCUCAAGUCUAAGGAUGGAGCGAUCGAAUUGCCGCAGGAGACGGGCCCGAUCUUGGUAUCUACCGAUCUCAAGCGAUAUCAGCUCUCCACCCUGGUCAACCGCCUGCUAGAGACGGAAAGGCCGAUUCCAUUGGAGUUCCUGAUCAAUGGCCAAUUUCUUCGCACCUCUCUCGAUGAAUUUCUCACUCAAAAUGGAAUCUCGGCGGAAACAACACUCAACAUUGAGUAUGUCAAGGCCCUGGUACCUCCGCUUCACAUCGCCUCGUAUGAGCAGGACGACUGGAUAUCAACCGUCGACAUCCUCUCAUCUUCCUCCAAGGCCGCAAAAUGGACGAAAUCAUCCUCUCCCAUCCAGUCCAGACUUUUGUCGGGCUCUUUUGAUGGAUCUCUCAGGAUCUGGAACACCAGCCAAGAAGUCAUAGCGACGGGAAACUGGCAUAGAGGGUCGAUCCAUACCGCCAGAUUCCUCUCGCCAACACAAGUCGUAUCUGCCGGAACUGACAAAUCGGUGCACAUUUGGGACUACACUGAUGGCCUCACCGAAGGCUCCGGAACCCUCAAGCCUAAACUUGAGCUGAUAGGCCACAAAUCACUCAUCGACAACCUCGCCGUCCAUGCGCCCUCCUCUCGAAUCCUCACGGCAUCCGCCGACCAUACCGUGGGUCUCUGGUCCACGAAGAAGAGUGAAGCGCCACCUGCUCCAGAAAUCGCCGCACCAACCAGCACAAACAAGCGCCGCAAGAUUUCCACCUCUAGUAUUGAGACCGCCACUCGUGGUCCUCUUUCACUCCUGAAAUCUCACACUCAAGACGUGCGCGCUGUGACCUUUGACGAGAAAGAUGCCACAGUAGCGUAUUCAGCUUCGUUAGAUCACAGCGUCAAGACCUGGGACCUCACGACUUCUCGCUGUGUAGACACGAAGACGACGAACCAAUCUCUCAUGGCCAUCUGUCAUCUCCCUUCCCAUUCCCUCAUCGCCACGGGAGGUGCUCUAAGAUAUAUCGAUCUCGUGGAUCUCCGUGCUUCGGCGACGAAAGUCUCCGCUUUGCAAUGCUUGGGACACACAAACUGGAUUCGGUCGAUCGCCAGAAAUCCUACCAAUGAAUAUCAAUUCGUUUCCGGGAGCGACGACAGCACGUGUAGGAUCUGGGACAUUCGAUCCACGACACAGGAGGCGGGAGGUGGGCAGGUGGCAAAGGCGGUGUAUGUUGUUGAGAGAGUAAGUGUGGAGGGUAAGAAGCAGGAGCAAGGAGGUGAGAGCACGGUGUAUGGAGUUGAGUGGGAUGAGGAGGUGGGGAUUGUCAGUGGAGGCAAAGACAAGCGGGUGCAGGUAAAUCGGAGUCCCGGAGUCUGA